AUGGCGUCAUCCAAUGCCGUCGAGGUGCAUCCUGAAGACACUAAACAAGUCAGCAAAAUGCACUUGGAUCUUGAAGACAUCACCAAUGGAGACCGAACCCGUCAGGAUGACGAUCCCAAGAAGACGAAGAUCCGGAAACGACGUGGACCGAGAGCUCAGACAAUCGAGGAAGUGUUUGCAACAUUGAGCAAUGCUCGAUCAUCAGGGUUAAAUCCGCCACCCGAGCGUAUUAUACUCACUCCUCGAUCAGCUGAAGCCUGCUUACGUUGUGGUGUGAAUCCUGAAACUCUCAAGAUCCGAGACUUGGACUCAUUUUACGAUCCAGAAGUCACUGCUGCAGUACAACGUAUGCGUCACGAAGCGUAUUCCCUCAGGAGACACGAGGAGAUGCAGGCUUUGCGAACUGAAAAGCGUAAAUUGUUAGAGGCAGAAGAUCGAGGCGGAGUCAUACCGUCACGUCUUGUUUCCAUCUCCAAAUCUAAGCGAGCACCUCGUAGUGCUAAAAUGUUACCGUCCACCACUUCGAGUUCACCGGGGAUGAAGAAUUCCUCGUCAUUGCUAAAUAUCGAGCGACAAAGACUUGAAAAAGUCCGACAGCGACAAGAGCGCGAACUGGAACAAAUGCUCGAGUUCGAGAUGAAGAUGAAUCGCCUGCAACAAGAGGCGGCCGAGAAGAUGGAGCGCGAAAAGCGACAGCACGAGGCUAUGGAGCGUUCGCGUAUACGCUUUGCACAGGAGAUGGCGGCUGAAAAGCGAGCCCGAGAGAUCAAGAAGAAGGCGCAACUGGAUGCUGAAGAAGAGCGACGCAAGGAGAUGGCGGCUCAAUUAGCUGCUCGCGAUCGCGCUCUGGCCGAAGAAAAGGCUCGACAGGAUAAAUUACGCCGGAUUGAGGCCAGAGAACGAGAGGAAGAGCGGAAGAUUAAGGCGGAAGAGCAUCGUGCACAGACCGAAGCUUUGCUUCGAGCUCAGCAGAUGGAGAUCCAGGCGCGACUUAAAGAGCUGGACUUGGCCGAGAAAGCACGCGAGGAAAUGGUGGAGCAACAGCGAGCCGAACGAGCGAUAGCGAUGGAAGCUCGACGUCGUGAAGUGACGCAACGUAUCCGGAAGAACCUCCGUGCUUCGAAGAAGCUGGAGGCGCAGCGAAAGCGAGAUAUUCAACGUAAACAAGCAGCUAGUGAGGCUGUUCGACGUGCUCAUGAGGAAGAGGAACGACAGUCCCGAGAGCUACAGGCUCAGCAGCAGUUGGCGUUGGAGAAGAAGCGUCAGUUAGUGCUGGAGGAGACCCGACGAGAAGAAGAUCGGAAGAAAGAAGAGCUUCUCGAACGUCAACGAGAGAUUGACCGCAAUGUACAACAAGUCCAGAAGAGCCAAGAAGAACAACGAGCUUUGCGUACUGAGUACCGGAAGCUACAAGCUCAGCUCAAGUUGGACAAAGUGGAGCGGAUGAAGCGAGUGCAAGAGUAUCAACGACUAGAGAUGCUGCGGAAACUUCAAGACACUGAAGCCCGUACGCAGCACAUGCUGAAUGAGAAGGAGUCGCUUGUUAAUCGACGUAAACAGCUCGCGAUUAAGACCAAGAUCCAACGUGAUCUCAUCAUGCGGACGAUGGAGAAUGUCAAGAUCACCAAGAAGUGGCACCAAGCCUCCAAGACGAUCGAGAAGGUGCUUAAUGGUGGGAAUACCAAUCGCUCUGUUGGUUCACGUUCACCUACGCUAUCGCCAGUCAAGUCUACAGGAAAAGAGCGUCCGAAAUCGAGCUCCGGUAUCGUUGUGAGGCAGACAUCACUGCCAACUCUCAGGAGUCCCACGACUCCUGUUACUUCUGGUAAUGCGACGCAAGAUCAUCAGCAGUCAAAAGUGUUCCGUCCUCCGUCACCACCUCCUACACGAACAGCAUUCAAGUUCACGAAGGAGGCACAAGAAACACCGAACGCUGCAACAGGGAGCGGUACUACUGCUGAGCCCUACUUCUCUCCUUACGAUGCAGUUCCUGACACUACCGGUAGUCUAUCAAAGAAGAGUAAGUCUGCUGUGCUUUAA
Messenger RNA from Phytophthora nicotianae INRA-310, 2040 nucleotides. RefSeq lists its product as hypothetical. The transcript has a single exon. The coding region runs from base 1 to 2040 and encodes 679 amino acids. NCBI's taxonomy places the organism in Eukaryota, Oomycota, Peronosporomycetes, Peronosporales, Peronosporaceae. The record is from RefSeq and is a predicted model, not a curated record.